Hyalella azteca is the source of this 2988-nucleotide messenger RNA. RefSeq lists its product as uncharacterized. The transcript has 4 exons. The record is from RefSeq and is a predicted model, not a curated record. NCBI's taxonomy places the organism in Eukaryota, Metazoa, Arthropoda, Malacostraca, Amphipoda, Hyalellidae. Bases 68 to 2752 code for a protein of 894 amino acids.
AGAUAGUUCCUACUGAAGAUUUAUUGCAGUUGACAUUUAUGUAAAAGGUACACAUUCCACAGACCUCAUGAGUCACACCCAGCCCAAAAAUGUAGUUCUAGUCUCUGUUAAAGACUGCAUUGGUGUGAAGCAGCAAAGGCAAGAUGGUGAUGGCAAGACCAGCAAAGGGUUGCAACAUUCAGGCCCACCACAAUCCUGGGUAGAAACUGUGCUUGGAACUCCAGAGAAGAAGGAAUCUGCAGAAGUGGAUUUGUUGGAUGAAACUGCCCGCAUUGUGACUCCACUUAUUUCCGUAGCCUCUUCUUUGGAUGAAUUCUUGGAACGAUUGGAUGUGGAUGGCAAAUUCUGCUUUCUUUGUGAAGGCAUUGACUUCCAGAAUCCAUCUAAACUUAAGCGACAUUUCUUGCAGUGCCACUGGAACCACAGGGUGGAUGCCCAUGGGCUUUGCACUGUUCUUUGUAAACUAGACUGCAACUUACCCCAGAACUCAGAGCGCUUUGGUCACUACCAUUGCUCGCUGUGCAAUGCGAGGUGCUCUUCUAUUGGCAGGUUGAGGGUACACAUGGAAAAACAUGGCAGGAAUAAAGUGAAGGAGGACGAAGUGGUCUCAUUCACUGCCAGGAAGGUGCAGCUCAAGAAGCGCAAGAGGAAAUCAGAUAUCAGCAUCAAUGAAAAACUUAAAAAUCCUGAUGAAGAAAAUCAGAAGAAAUUGGAAAAAAUUGAACUCAGAUUUCAAGAAGCUGAGGACUACCUUGCCUCACAUGCCGCUGCUCUCAACAUUGUGCCAAUUGAACCUUCAAUCGGUCGGUCCCUGCAGGAGUUGAUGUCGCGUCUGUACGCGCGCUGCUACCUUUGUGUGGACCAUCCCGUGCUAGCCAACUCCCGCCUCCUGAAGCACUUCUCCAAGUGCCACCUCAACCACCACAUCGUCUCUGCAGGCUGGGUCUCUGUGCUGUGCAAGCUCGAGUGCCGUCCCAGCAUCUCUGGACAUUACCAUUGCUGGCUCUGCAAUGCCGUCAUUGUGGGGGGAGCUGUGAGGUAUAAAAUUCACAUCUGCACCCACGUCAAGAAAGCCAAGUCUCUGGGCCUAGAGGACCAAGUAAAUCAUGUUGAUGGACAGGGCAGAGGCGAAGAAGAUGACGAGAUGUGCAGAGGAAGUGAAGAAGUUGACGUGGAGUGUGGAGAAAGUGAGGCUUCCUUGUCUCCUGUCAGUUAUCUCGAUGAGGAAGAUGAGGAAUCAGAAAGUGAAGCAGAUGCCGCGGUGCAGCCCACACUUAUAAAGAUCCGCCCUCUACGAGCUUGUGCUGGCAAGAAGCUGUGGAGCUACAACGCCGAGGUGCAGCAGGUCAACCUGUCGCCGCAGCUCAGCCGCAGACUAGCCUCCCACGAGGGCGGUCUGAGACACACGCCGCUCAUGGAGCCCUUCAUGAAACCUCUCAGUUGUAUUAAAGCUUAUAAUGACGGUGAGCAUCAUGAUGGCGGCUAUCCUGAUAGUGGCCAUCCAGAUGAUGGGUAUCCAGAUAGUGGGUAUCCUGAUGGUGGGUAUCCUGAUGGCGGGCAUCCAGAUGGCGGGUAUCCUGAUGGUGUGUAUCCUGUUGGCGGGCAUCCAGAUGGCGGGUAUCCUGAUGGCGGGCAACCCAAUGACGAGCAUCCUGAUGGCGGGUAUCCUGAUGGCGGGCAACCCAAUGACGAGCAUCCUGAUGGCGGGCAUCCCAAUGACGAGCAUCCUGAUGGCGGCUAUCCUAAUGGUGGUUAUCCUGAUGGCGGGUAUCCAGAUAGCGGCUAUCCUAAUGGUGUGUAUCCUGAUGACGGUCAUUCUGAAUGCGAACACCAUAAUGGUGAACAUCCUGUUGACGAGCGGCCUGGCGUUGAUGAACCUGAGGAUGCUGCAACUCCCAAGAGACGCCAUUGUGACGCCACAGUCCCUGGGGCCAAGAGAGUCAAGAGGCGGUCCAACUCUCCUGGCAAGUCAUCCUUACAACCCUCAACCAUUCCUCCAAACUCGGAUGAAUCAGGAAAUUAUUCAAUGCAUUCUAACUCAGCGCUUGUUGUGGGAAAUGAACAAGUCACUGAAAAAAGCCACCACCUUCACAGCCCCAGCAGGAGAAGACCUCGGAAAAUAUUGAAGUCUGAAGAAGAAGUCCUAGGUUCAGAGGAGGAGAAGCAGGUCCUAGGUUCGGAUUGUCAGCCCUGCACUUACAAUGAACCACCAAACCAAGCCAACGAAACUUACGACGGUAAAAUGGAACGUGAAGUAAAGUGUAUCUUUUUGAGUGAGCGGGAAAAACAUUACCAAUUAACCGUGAAGAAAUACGCGCCAGAGAUAGACCGCAGAUUGCUGCUCAAGGGGGAACAGGAGUUGAGUCAACUGAACUACCUGGGGCCGUCGGAGGUGUCGUGUGUUUACUGUCGCCUCCCCCUGGGGAGGAAAGUCUUAUAUUCUAACAACGCCUGCCUCCUCGACCCCAAGACAGUCGUGACGGGAAUAGAGCUUCUUUACCGCAAAUGCCGGCAUUGUGGCUUACGAUAUUUUUACAAGGAGUUCACUGAUGGCGUGCAUCUGCACGAUGAACUUAUCUUAUCCCUGGACCUGUGCCUCAUGGCCAGAGAGUUCCUGAGGUCGAAUGGUUCGUUGCCGCGGACGGCCGAGGCAAUUCUUAGCUUCACUCGUUUAACUUUUCCAGACCUGCCGGUGUCGGCAGAACAAUUCCAAGAAGCGUACUCUGAUUUCGAAGCCAUGUGUGGUUAUUAGGAGCAACAGUAUUUAGUUGCCUCGCAUUCUUUUUAUCAAAUGAAAAACUUGUUCUUAUAUGUCAUUCUAUACGUAUUCAGUAAGUCUCCAUUGUCUUUGUUAUAUGUCAUUUUCUACUUGACUUAUUUUACGUGUCUCCGGUGCAGACUUCGUAGGUCAGAAUUUCUGAAGCCGAUCAUUGUUAUUUAUCUUAUUGACCAGUCUCAUUUUCCAUUAAACUUCACCUCGCACCUCGU